Molecule: messenger RNA, 595 nt
Organism: Chenopodium quinoa (quinoa)
Lineage: Eukaryota; Viridiplantae; Streptophyta; Magnoliopsida; Caryophyllales; Amaranthaceae
Exons: 4
Coding region: 18-455 (145 amino acids)
Source: RefSeq, a predicted model, not a curated record
UUUAAUUUUGUUAUUUUAUGUUAGGAGGACAAAACAAGAAUGUUAAUCAUGACGUUCUCAGAUAUUUGAGUAAUGUUGCUAAAAUCAAGGAUUUAAAUUGGUCGAAGUUUAUCCUUGAUUCUCUUGUGAAGGCGAAGAUCAAAUGGGAUGAGCUUCCUACUCGCUACUUUCCAGGAUCUUUAUUAUUUCUUAUGCUUUUAUAUGUUGAUCAUUUUGUCAUUGAGGAAGUUAGAGCGAAAAGAGAAACUCUUGUUCUCAAAGGCUGGACAACGAAUAUGUUGUCUAGCCGUGAGAAAUUGGAAAUUUUUAAGGGGAGGCUUGGAAUUUUCGAUAAAAAUCUGAAGGUUAUUGGUCCUUCUGGCAGCAAACAACCAAAAAUGGAAACAUCUGUUCCAACUGUUCCACAAACUAAUGAAGAUGUUGAAGUAGAUCCAAAGAAGAAUUCUAUUCUGUGAAGUUUGGUUGGCAAAAUUGGGUUGUGGAGUAUCAGCAACAGUUGAAUAAUGAUGCAAUGUGGCACUCUAUUAUGGCGCAUCAAUGGAGUAGAGAAAUCAGCAAAAAAAUAUUUGCUCAUUUGUCAAAUGAGCAUUUAAUU